Messenger RNA from Capsella rubella, 1644 nucleotides. Its product is annotated as serine carboxypeptidase-like 47. The coding region runs from base 27 to 1526 and encodes 499 amino acids. Gene Ontology annotation, molecular function: serine-type carboxypeptidase activity. Gene Ontology annotation, cellular component: vacuole. NCBI's taxonomy places the organism in Eukaryota, Viridiplantae, Streptophyta, Magnoliopsida, Brassicales, Brassicaceae. Gene Ontology annotation, biological process: proteolysis. The record is from RefSeq and is a predicted model, not a curated record. The transcript is spliced from 9 exons.
AUACAAAGAAACUACAAAGAAACAAAAUGGAGUCUAGGAAUUUUUCUCUCCCUUUCCUCUUCGUGAUUUUCAUCGCUUCUCACUUUUCAUUCUCGAGUUCUAAAAGGAUCUUAAACGAUCCCUACGUUUUCUCAUCGUCUCCGAGUUUGUCAAGCCUCAAUGCGGAGAGUCUUAUCAAUUCAUUCAAUCUUACGCCUCAGUAUGCUGUGAAUGUCAUCCAAAAAGGUAAUCCCAACGCUCCAAGACUCUUCGAGAGCCAAAUUGAUUUUCGCGCGAUGUUUGGUGACCAAAACGCUUCCGGUGGUCCUUCUGUCCAAGAGUUUGGCCACUAUGCGGGUUAUUACAGCCUCCCCCAUUCAAAAUCAGCCAAGAUGUUUUAUUUCUUCUUUGAGUCACGGAACAAUAGUGCUGAUCCCGUUGUGAUCUGGUUAUCUGGUGGACCGGGUUGUAGUAGCAGUAUCGCUAUGUUUUAUGAGAAUGGUCCGUUUAAGAUCUCAGAUGAUUUCUCUCUCUCUUGGAACGAUUUUGGUUGGGACAAGGUAUCCAAUUUAAUCUACGUGGAUCAACCAGUCGGAACUGGUUUCUCUUACACAAAGGAUAUAAGCGAUAUCCGGCUUGACGAGGCCGGUGUAAGCAAUGACCUUUACGAUUUCUUACAGGCUUUUUUCAAAGAGCAUCCCAAAUUCGCAAAGAACGAUUUCUUUAUUACUGGUGAAUCUUACGCUGGUCACUACAUUCCGGCUUUUGCUUCACGUGUUCACAGUGGAAACAAAAAGAAAGAAGGAAUCCAAAUCAACCUUAAGGGUAUUGCGAUUGGUAACGGUUUAACCAACCCGGAAAUCCAAUAUGCUGCGUAUGGAGACUAUGCACUGCAAAUGAAAUUGAUUACAGAAUCCGAUAACGAGGGUAUCAAGCAAGACUACGUUGAGUGUCAAAACUUCAUUAAAAAAUGCAAUCUUGGUGUUGCUUUAGCUUGUGCAUCUGGUUUCGAGGUUUGCAACAACAUUGUAACUACAAUAACGGAAAAAAACAAAGGCAUAAAUUAUUAUGACGUGAGGAAGAAAUGUGUUGGAAGAUUGUGUUACGAUUUUUCGAAGAUUGAAACAUUCUUGAACAAAGAAAACGUACGGAAAGCUUUAGGGGUUGGAGAUAUCGAAUUUGUGUCAUGUAGUAGCACAGUUUAUGAUGCAAUGACAAAGGAUUGGAUGGUUAAUCUUGAGGUCAAGAUCCCGGAGCUUGUCAAUGAUGGAAUCAGUCUACUAGUUUAUGCUGGAGAAUAUGAUCUUCUUUGCAAUUGGCUUGGAAACUCUAGGUGGGUUGAGGAGAUGAAUUGGUCAGGCCAAAAGGAUUUUAAAGCAGCCAAAAAUGUACCGUUAAUGGUAGAUAAUAAAGAAGUCGGUUUACUGAAGAGUUACGGUUCUCUCACUUUUCUUAAGGUUCAUGAUGCUGGCCACAUGGUCCCUAUGGAUCAGCCGAAGGGUUCUUUGCUAAUGCUUCAGUAUUGGAUGCGAGGAAUGCUUAAUUAGUAGUACUCCAAGCAGCUGCGGAUGUAGUAAAAGUAUCUUAUAUGGGACACAAAUUAUAUGUAAUAAAAUAUUAAUUAGACAAUAUAUUACAUAAAGAUAUAUUUUUGAUAACUUGAAA